GUCAAAUUUGAAUUUGCCUUAAACAAAAACAUGUUUACCUAACAUUAUUUUAUUAUUAAUGAUAUUUAAGAAUGAAUGAACACUCACAAGACGGAGAUUUAAAACUGUGUACAACAUCUGAAACAGAAGGGUUUGAUCUGCAGUCAGGUCAAAUAUGGAUCUACCCAACAAACUAUCCAUUAAGGGACUACCAAUUCAACAUAAUACAACAGGCGUUACUUAAAAAUACCCUAGUAAGUCUCCCAACUGGCCUGGGGAAAACAUUCAUAGCUGCCGUUGUAAUGUAUAAUUUUUAUCGUUGGUAUCCCCAUGGUAAGAUCAUAUUCAUGGCUCCUACAAGGCCCCUUGUUAAACAACAAGUUGAUGCCUGUUAUGAUAUUAUGGGAAUUCCUAAAGAAGUAACAGUUGAAAUGACAGGUACAAAAAUUUCUUCCACAAGGGUAGAGAUUUGGAAUGAUAAAAGAGUUUUUUUUGUUACACCACAAGUAUUACAAAAUGAUUUAGCUUCGGUAAAAGAUUUGGGCGCCAAAAUUAAAUGUAUAGUGUUCGAUGAGGCUCACAAAGCCAGAGGAAAUCAUGCAUAUUGUGAAGUUGUUAGGACAUUAGUGAAUCAAAAUAAGUAUUUCAGAGUUUUAGCUUUAAGUGCCACACCUGGAAGUAACAUUAAUGAUGUUGCAGAGGUGGCAAAUAAUUUACUGAUAUCUAGACUGGAAUUUAGAACAGAAGAAAGCCCGGAUGUCCACCCAUAUGUGUUCAAAAGAAAUAUUGAAACUGUUGUGGUACCACUCGGUCCAAAACUUCAAGAAGUAAAAGAUCGUUAUUUAAAGGUUUUAGAUCAAUACACAAAAGUGUUAAUUAAGUACAAGGUUAUCCAAACUAACUGUAGUACUUUAACAAAAGGAAGAAUAUUUAUGACUAUGAAUGACUUUAAACAGAAAAAAGGAGCUGGUAACCCAAAUUAUGGAGAAAUAAUGAAGAGCUUAAAUAUUUGUAUGACUUUAUAUCAUGCAUUUGAAUUACUUAUAAGACAUGGUCUCAGAAGUUUUCUGACAUUUUUUGAAGAACAUAUUAAUAAACCACUAUUAAGAGGAAACCAAAAUAUAAUCAGCAUAAUGGAAGAUCUAAAGGUCUAUUUAGGACCAACUCCAGAAGUGAAACAAUUACCAGAUGGAACCUAUGAAGACAUUCCUGCUAAUGUAAAGUUUGGGCAUCCCAAAUUCUACAAAUUGCGCGACAUUCUCACUAACCAUUUUAAGGAUGCUCCCAGUACUAGUCGAGUGAUCGUGUUCUUUGAAUACAGAGAAUCCGUGAUGGAAGCUUACGCGUUACUUUUUCAAGCCAAGCCACUGCUAAAACCCAGAAUAUUCUUGGGACAAGGAUAUGGUGUGACCCAGAAGGUCCAAAUGAAUGUGAUAAAAGCUUUUCGAGACGGUCAGUGCAAUGUACUAUUAUCCACAUGUAUUGGUGAAGAAGGUUUGGAUGUAGGAGAUGUAGAUUUAAUCGUUUGCUUUGACAUUUCCAACACGUCACCCAUCCGCAUGAUUCAAAGAAUGGGUCGUACUGGAAGAAAAAAGGAAGGCAAUAUUUUCAUUCUGGUUACAGAAGGAAAAGAACAGGACACUCUCAAGAACUGUCUUAUUCAUAAACAAAAUUUAGCUAGUCAUGUUUUGACUUCCAAGGAGUUGAAUAAUUCAUUGCGUAAGGAUAGUCCUAGAAUGGUACCUGAGGGAAUUGUUCCGCGUUGUGAAAAAAUGUUUAUUACUGUAAAGAAGCCGACUUUGACUAAAAAUAGUUCUAUCAAGGAUAUGCUCAAGAGUGUUUCUUCAGGUUCAGGGCCGGUGUUUUCUCAGGAUUUGGAGAUUGUAGAUUUUCAGGAAAAACUACCCACUAGAAAAAUGCUGUGGAAUAAAGAAGAUCCAUUGCAUGAGGAUAUAAAUUUAAGUACUAUUUUUUCAAGACAUGUAGAGAAGCAGAGGUGUAUUCAGCCUUCAUACAAAAUUAAGAGUUCAAAGACGAGUCAAUGUUUUGUAAGCCUUUUACAGUCAGCAGACUCAAAAAGGUUUAAUAUUCCUAUGACACAGAUGUCAGAUGAAUUUCAUGGGAGUCAAAAUAAAAUUAUGAAACAGGGAGAUAUAAGAAAUAUGUUCUUUAAACCUACAACUAAAGACCAGAUAAGUAACUCCCAAAAUUCGAAAAAACAAAAUUUUGGACAUCAUUCUUCAUCAGAAAACGACAUCACUGACAUAAUUUCAAGAGAGGUGUUUGAAGAAAUGUCAAAUUAUCUGUGCAUUCAACAAUCUGCAAGGCGUAAAUGUAAACUUUGUCCAAGCUGUUUUGAUUGUAACAAAAUUAAUCUACCUCAACCUAGUAUGAAUUUGUCACUUUGGAAUCAUCCAGAUCUUUCAAUUCUCGAUAAUAUUACAACAGAAGAUAUGGAUUUAUUCGCUGAUAGUUUAUCUCCAAAGUCAAAGGAAUUAUAUGAUAGUUUCAGUGAUGUUAAUUUUUGCGAAUCUUUAUCAGAUAUACCUGAACAAGACUUGCAAACUGAAAAAUCAUUUUCCUAUGUGGCUCCAAAAAGCUUAAACAACCUCUUAAAUAGAUAUAGUACAUGUAUAAUAAGUCAAGCGGAAUUGAAAGAAACAAGUAAUGCUUCCAAAGUUCCAGAGAAAAAUGUAGAUUGUGAUAUUACAAUAGUUGGACAAAAUAACAUACAAAAUAUUUCAUAUCAUAAUAUUAACGCAUCAAUAAAAAAUAGGACAAAAGAAACAAGUAAUGCUCCUCUCAAAGUUCUUGAGAUAAAUGAAGAUUGUGAUGUUACUAUACUUGAACAAAAUAACAAACAAAAUACUUCACACAAUAAUAUUAAUACUUCACUGGAAAAUAAGACUAAGUUAAAAGACACAAUUGACACCUCAGAUAAGUUCGUACAACACAAUUUAGUUAACAAAGUAUCUGAUAUUAAUCUAGAAGAAAUCUUGUCAUUCUUCAAACUUUCCAGUUUGGACGAGUUUUAUACAUGCACAGACAGUUCGCAAGAUACUAUAAUAUGUUCCCCCGAGUCCCCUGUAUUAUCGCAAAGAUUUAAACAGAAACAAAAGCCACCUUCACCACUUUUAAGCAGUUUAUCGCAAAGGUCCUCAUCCCCAGUACUGUCGAAUAGAUCCAGACUCCAAUUGAUGAAGAACAAAAGGUUGAAUAAAGGAGCAAGUCAGCCUAAUCCAACCAGACCUAACUUGUCUAAAUUAAAAAGUGUAGGCAAUCAAACUAAAUUAUCCGUAGAUGGAACAAAAUCUAACAUUUCAUCUGUAUGGAAAACCAACUUUAGUGACGAAAAUUUAAAAAAUUCUCGUAUUUCCGAUAUUGAUAUUUGUGAGAAGACCACAGACACAUGGAACAAACAACAAGAAACAAGUGUCUUUGGGAAUUUAAGCGAGAUCAACGAUCUUUGCGAUUUAUCCGAGUUUGGAAUAGAAAGUAUUACAUCACAUAUAAGUCCAAAGAAUGUUAAGAAUAGUACUAGAUCAGAUGGAGGGCAAAGUCCCUCAGGACUGAAUUCAAAUGCUGAAAAUAUAAAUAGUCAAUUAGAUGAAAUUGCCGAAAUGGACUUCUGUGAUUUAUCAGCUUUUGGUAUUAGUAAACAAGAAACAAAUCACAAGGAAUCUGACCUGUCUGAUGAUAUAAUUGAUAUAUCUGAUGAUUUCUUGGACAACACGGUCAAAAAGAAAUCAAUUCGUAAAGAACUUAAAGUAGAAGCAGAUAAUAAAUGUACUAAAACAAAAAGUCUGCGUCCUGAUACAAAACUGACAAAUAGUACACCAGUUAGUUCUACUAAUAAAAAAAUUGAUUUUGAUACGACUUCUUUAGAUAUUACUAAAUUUAAUAAAAACAUCGGUGACAAAUUUUCAUCAAAACCUGAGGAAAAUCACAAUUUAUUUAAAGAUUCUAGUUUGGACGACUUAUGUGAUUUAUCAAUUUUUGGUAUUAAGGAUUCCCCAGGGAAAGUUAUUGUUCAAUCUCCAAAGAAAAGUAAUUUGUGUACUUCGCCUAUUAUAUCUCGAGCAUCUCAAAAUAAAAUAAUGAAUAAAUCGUUAACUACUAAUGAUACCUGUGAGAAUAAAGCUGACAUGUCUAUCACACAAAUUUUGAGUCUUGUUUCAAAAGAUGCAACUGAAGACAGAAACAAACAAUCUGUUUCUAAAAUGAUGAAUUUUAUUGAAGAUAAUAGCUUUGAUGAUGAUUUAGUAUUUGAUUUUUCAAGUAGCAGGCCAGUUUCUCAAAAUAAAUUAGGUAUGAAGAAAAAUAUAUGUUCUUCUAUAAAUAACUUACUCAAUGUUAGUGAGAAAGUGAAGGAAGCUUCUACGACAAACGUUUGUGAUAAAUCAUUAAAACUGAAUACUAGUAAUUUAAAUGAAUCUAUUGUAAUAAGUAGUGAUGAAGAGUUUGAUAUGAGUGUCAAGGACAUUAAAGUGAACCCAAGAAGGGUAUUGCGGACGCGAAAUGAACAAAAUGAAAACGAGCAACGACCUGAAAAGAAAAUAAAACGAAAGAAAAGGGGCAAUUGUUUUAUUGAUGGGGAAGCAGAACUAUCAGAUGAUGAUGUUUUUGUAUCAGAUGACGAAGACGACGGUAGUGAUCAAGACAGCUAUGAGAAGAGUUUUGUAGAGGACAAUUCGGAAAAUAUAAUCUUUAAUACUCAGAUUCACGCUAAUUAUCUACAGUCAAUAAAGAGCCCGGUACGUCCUGGACCUUACAAAAUUCCAACCCUGCCUAGAUAUAAUAUAUCAGAUGUGUUUUCACAAUAUGUUGAUCUUGAAAAUGAUACAUACAUGCAUGAUUCAUUUUGUGUGAAUACUGAAGAUGUAGAUGAUGAGGUAGAACGGGACAUUUCGCAACUGGAAAUAUUAGAGAAAAAGUUAAAAGAAAAGAACAAGAAUAAGAAGAGGAAAAUCUCUCAACAAAAGAAAGAUCUGCCUAAACGUAAAAGAAUUCUAGUCAUGAGUGAUGACAGUGAUUAGUGAUUUGCCUUGUACAUAAAUAGUUUUUUCUUUAUAUUUUAAAUUUAUAAUUUUUAUAAUAAUAUAAUUUGUACAUAAUUUAAUGUAUUUGAAUAAAUGUAAAUAAUAUUUAAAA
Aethina tumida (small hive beetle) is the source of this 5130-nucleotide messenger RNA. RefSeq names its product Fanconi anemia group M protein (gene Fancm). NCBI's taxonomy places the organism in Eukaryota, Metazoa, Arthropoda, Insecta, Coleoptera, Nitidulidae. The record is from RefSeq and is a predicted model, not a curated record. The coding region runs from base 72 to 5015 and encodes 1647 amino acids. The transcript has 15 exons. Gene Ontology annotation, biological process: interstrand cross-link repair; double-strand break repair via synthesis-dependent strand annealing; replication fork reversal. Gene Ontology annotation, molecular function: four-way junction helicase activity; hydrolase activity; four-way junction DNA binding.